Molecule: messenger RNA, 1140 nt
Organism: Symbiodinium sp. CCMP2592
Lineage: Eukaryota; Dinophyceae; Suessiales; Symbiodiniaceae
Source: the annotation of a GenBank genome assembly
AUGGGCGGCAAGAAGUCAUGGCAAGCAGAAGAGUGGCAAGAUCAAGAUUGGUCAUCCUACUCUACAUCUCGGCCACCGUGGAAAGUCUGGCACGGUGCCUAUGCAUCGGCAUCCCCGAAGGGCCGCCCGCACUACGACCAGAUGCCCUUGCCUGCCGACGGUGGAGCAUGGAAGGGCAAAGGCAAAAGCAAGAAUGCCUGGGUGGACCCAGAGGGUGGUUCGGACGACAUGCGAGAUGUGCAGCGAGCUCUGACCAAUGCGAGAAAAGCGGAUGGCCGCGUGCGACGGCUUCGAGAAGAGAGCCAAAGGAAACAAGAGCAAUGGAAGCGUUACGAGAAAGAACACAAGGAGGAGUAUGUGAAAGAGAGAGGGCGCUACGAGGCGGCCCUGCAACGAAUAGAAGCAGACAUAGCGGAGGCGACCAGACAAGGACACACGGCUGCCCAGGACGUCCGGGAUAUCGUGAAUGGUCGCAAGGUGACGAGGGCCCCUGCAGUCACCGAGGCGGAGAAUGCAUGGGACUCCUUGAUCGGAGCUGGAACCGAGGUCCAGCCAGAAGGAUUCCUUGGCGACGCCUUGAAUGCUGCGGACUCUGUGCAUGCACAGCCCAGUGGGAAUCAGGAUGGACUUGGCCGGCUGAUGACCCCAGAGGUGGCGGCGCGGCUGCUACAUGCUACUAUUGCGAGCCUUCCCCCUGGCUUGGAUGUCCAGGGAGUCCUAUCCGGACAGGCUCGGCCAACGACAACCGUGACAGAUCCAGGCCCGCCGACUGUGAACAAGGAGCCCCCGCCCACUCCAUUUCCGACUUCGCCCACCUCGACACGACCCGAGCUUGGCAUACCGAUGGUGAAUCCGGCGCCUGCUGCCAGCCCGGGGAACAAAGCCAAGGGCCAGAAGCAACCAAUCAAAGGCGGAAUUCUGCAACCAGUGCACACAGGCACGGGUUGCGCGGGCCUGGCAGACAAGUUGGAGGCCAAGCGUCAGGCCCUACAACCGUUCGGUCUGGAUCCCAGCCUUCGUGCCACCGAGCCGCAUUCGAUGGCUGCUGGACAGCAGAACAUCUCGGAGUCCGACGAGGAUUUGCAUAUGGACCACAAGCCAGACGGGGAGACCAACAGCAAACUGGAUGGGAUGGGCUAG